GACAGUAAGGGCUUGAGCGGGGAAGCGCGUGGCCCUUUUAAGUUGGUCUCGAGAGCUGCAACGAUGCCGAAAGCCAAGCAGAAGCAGCGUCGGAAGAAGUAUAAUUAUAACGUCAACCGCAAAAAACUGAACCGGGCUUCCCGCAAGCGGUCGGCCCCUCGAAUAAAAUGUGCUCAAAUCCGACAUGCCUGGGAUAGCACCAAAUCAGUUUCUAAGAAUUUGGCAGAAAUGGGCCUGGCUGUUGAUCCAAACAAGGCAAUUCCCAUUCCAAAGGGUAUGAAAAUGGAUAUCGAUGGACAAGAGGCAGAGACAAAAACCAUUAGGAAGCCAUAUGUAAUAAAUGAAUUGGAAUAUGAAGCCAGCUUCCCAGAGAAAAAAUCCGAGACCCUCUCCACAGACCUUAUUGACUACGUCAAACACAUGAUUCAGAAUCAUGGUGAAAAUUAUAAGGCUAUGGCUCGUGAUGAGAAGAACUAUUACCAGGAUACACCAAAACAAAUAAAGAGGAAGAUCAAUGUGUAUAAACGCUUCUAUCCCGAGGAGUACCAGACAUUCAUUGCAUCUUUACGGCAAGAAAAAAUGGAGCAAUAAUUAUGAUGAGGAUAAUAAUGCUGAAUCAUUAUUUCAUCUGCUGACAUGGAUUUAAGUAACUGGGAUUAAAAAACUGAUACUUGAAUUACAUAAAGUAUUGCCUUCUAAAAAGAGAUAAGAAAAUACAGAUGCAGUGUAUAAAAUUUCA
Protobothrops mucrosquamatus (brown spotted pit viper) is the source of this 739-nucleotide messenger RNA. RefSeq names its product NOP16 nucleolar protein (gene NOP16). Gene Ontology annotation, biological process: ribosomal large subunit biogenesis. The transcript is spliced from 5 exons. Lineage: Eukaryota; Metazoa; Chordata; Lepidosauria; Squamata; Viperidae. Bases 64 to 591 code for a protein of 175 amino acids. The record is from RefSeq and is a predicted model, not a curated record. Gene Ontology annotation, cellular component: nucleolus.